This is a messenger RNA of Porites lobata, 6275 nucleotides long. The record is from the annotation of a GenBank genome assembly. NCBI's taxonomy places the organism in Eukaryota, Metazoa, Cnidaria, Anthozoa, Scleractinia, Poritidae.
AUGAAAGUCAGGUCCUCCAGGUUGAAUGUAGCAUGGAAUGCUCUCUGCACUGGUGAACAAGAGCAAAGUCACUCAGCAGGUACUGAUAUAGUUCAUGGUAGAUGGUAUUUAUUAUAGAAUUGCAUAAUUGAGUAAAAUCACGCAUUCUGAUUGGUUAACGAAGAGAGGUAUUCAGUGUGGAAUUGCGAGUUGAAAACGAGGCUAAGGGAUGUUUUUUUCGCAUCUACGUAACAACUAUCGUCAAAUUGUAACACAACAACUGCAAAAAAAGUUUUUCUACAAUGUCAUUUUAAAAUGUUUUCAAAAUCAUUGUCACCUUUAAGAUAUCCUUUCUUAACAUACUGAAAUGUCGCCUGGUCCUCCACCUACUGUUCCAACCUAAACUGUAUUUACCUUUUUGCAAAAAGCGUCUAGUGCGGCUCAUAACAAAAAGCUCACUAUCUAGCAAAUACCGCCCCUUUGUUUAGCCAGCUUAAAGUCCUUGACAUAUUUAGUAUUAAUUUAUUUUCUGUCACUACUUUUAUGUAUUGUUAUCACCAUAAUCUUUUGCCUAGUAGCUUUCGUGACUUGUUCUUAAGUAGUAAUCUGAAGUCCAUCAAUACCAAAAUUCGACUGGCCUCUCAGUAUAGACCUCAUUUUUGUAGAUCAAAUAUAAAGCAAUUCAGCAUCCUUUACCGAGGACCUAAAAUCUGGAAUUCGUUACCUGUUUCACUAAUUAGCUCUCCUUCUAUAUUUGUUGUUAAAAAAAAUUUAAAGAAUUAUCUCACUGAUAGCCGAUCUGUCGCUUAAUUUUCUGAUCUUGCUCACUCUGCACUCAACCAUGAAUUUAGUUCUCUAGGUAGUUGAAGGAAGCCUAUUAAUAAGCUUCAAGCUUCGUUAGACUUCCUUGUCACAUUAAUUUUAUAAUUUAAUUAACACCUUUUGUUUAUGUUGUAUAAGGUUUUGUGAGUGACUAAAUAAAUAAAUAGUUAAAAACAAACAAAAGCAUUUUUUAAAGUGAUCCGGAGGUUCUUCCUUGUUUUGAACUAAACUACAAAUUCUUGGAGAGGUAUAAAAAACCCCUUUCGCUAGCGACAAUGAGAAAACAAGAAAAUCCUGUGAACACAGCCCAGAAAAUAACAAGCCAAAUUCAAACAAACAAAACGGAGAAGCGACAAUGGAGGAAGUGCCAGGGUCAAUUGUCACAUAUACAGAAGAAGAAAUAAAUACCUUCAAAGAUCACAUUGUCCCUGAAAACACGAAAUUGCAUUCAUCCUGAAUCGUGGUACUUAGAAAAGUACAAAACAGAGCUGAACUUGAACAGCAUUUUUAAAACAUUUCAAGGUACUUACCUUAUAUCAAUCGCAACGUUAAACUUUCAGUGCUUUGCCUUGGACACUUCAUUUCUUUCAGUUUUGCUACCGAAGAGGUAAAAGGUGUAAAUUAUUUUCCUUCGCGAGCAAAUGACCAAUUUGAAAAAGGAUGUUAUAGAUAACCGGCUUGUAAAUUCAGUGAAAUACCUCUAUUUAUCCUUACAAUUAGUGUGAAGCUUGUUCAUGUGUAAAAAGUUUGAAAACAAAUGUAAAAACAAGCACAAGGUACAAAAAAAGUUGUCAAAGGUUCAAACGUGUAUGACUGACCUUACUUCCUAUUCGCUAAUGCAAUGACAGGUUUGACAUUUGACUUUGAAAUGGCUUUCUGGUGCGCGUGCUCAGGAUAAAAACAAACAAUAUUAUUGGUGUUUUCUUUUUUUUUCUGAUUUUUAUUUGAUUAUGCGAUUCAAGGAAAAUCCAUUACCUGACUCGUGAAUUCCACGUUAAAUUGCACUUGAAAACCGAUAUCGGUUUUGGUGUGCAAUUAACGUCAAUUCGUCAGGUAAUGAAUUUUCCUAUAAAACUUACUAAUAUCGUGGAAAAAUUUCUUGAAUCAGAUUGGCUUAGAGCAGUGCAGUUUUUAGUAAACACAGUACAAAAACAAGGAAACAUAAUGCAAAAAUAAGGAAAUAAAGUGCGAAUUUCUCAGAGAAUGAAAACCUGUGAUUGGCUAAUAAACAAUCAGUGUUCUCCAGAAGCGCGGGCAACUGGCAGUUUCACUGGGAACUCUUUUCCAAAGUGCCAGCUACUCUUAUGAGUCAAAACAUAAAAAAAAACUGUCUGUAACUUUUAUCUCCAAUUUUUCGUAAGUUCCAUUUUUUUCCGCGAAGGAUAAAACGGCACCCGAAGCAAAUUGUGUUAAUUCAUUUCUUAGAAUACUAGAACAUGCAAUUUCAUCGGGAAAAUAACAAACAAACAAAAAAGCCACAAGAGCUUGUUUGAAAGUUUAUCGAAAAACACAUGAAAAUACAUGGAACUAAGGUGCCUUGAACAGCUACAAAAGAAGACAGAUGUUGUUUAUUCAUGGUUGCGAAGCCACUCGCUGAGGCACUUGCCGAUAGAUAGCUGUGGCUUGUUUAUCCGACAUGAAGAAUAUAAAUCACAAGCAACUAGAAUACACGCUAUGCAGCCAUUCACUACAGCAAUCGAGGCGUCAGUAAAGCUUCUUUUCUUGUUCAGCAAAACCAGCUUGUGGCUUCAAACAACGUCAUAACAAGCGACCAAGGUAAUAGUUUUUCUCCGUUGUUCUUACUUUUGUAACUGCUCCAAAAAUCCAAAUUCACAGUAAUUUUGAUGGCUGUUAAGAAUUAUUUUUCUUCACAUUAUCUGCCAGGUUUUUUUAGCUGUCCCGCUGUGUAAAAUCCUAGAAUCUCGAUGAGUUUUUAAAAGUGUUCAUCUUUACAAUGUUUUGAUUUUUCAUUCAUCCAGUCUAGGCGAGUCGGUUCAUGCGUUGACAGUUCUGAUAGACAUGUGACAUGUGAAUAGCGGAACUCCCUUGUCUUUUCUGGUUUGUUCUAACAAGAUUCAAAGGGAUUUUGUGGGCGUUUUUAAUAAAAUAAUUAUUCCACUUGCGCUUGUUGGAUGAGAUGAUUAUUGCCAACUCGGCGCUAUGCGUCUCGUUGGCUAUUUUCCAUCUCAUAUCCAACGUGCCCUCGUGGAAUAAUUGUUAAUUAUAAAAUAACUAAGAUAGUACGUGCAUUCUGAUUGGUUAAAAACCAAUAGUUUAUUGUGCCGGUAAAAUCAUAGAAAACUGAAACAUGCUUUAAAGUUAUUUUAUAAAAGUAAAAGACCACAUUUUCUAAAGGUUUGCUGGUGUGAUAACCCACUUGGGAUGUUGGGAGAAGACUGGAAAAGCUUGUAAACCACCCUGACCAGCUUAACUUCUCAGAUCUCUGGGCCUCAUGCCCCCAAACCCCCCCUUAGAUACGGUACUCUCGCUUUACCAGCACUUGGUGUCAGGCACCAGUUACUUUACAUUGGGAGCUGGCUACUCUAAAACUUCUGGAGAACACUGAACAAUAGAAAUAUAUAAGAACCAAUGAGCCUCAGGUGUCACAAUCUGCUUGCUUAUCUUCUUAGCCAUGGAAGAACAUGAAAGUCAGGUCCUCCAGGUUGAAUGUAGCAGAAAAUGCUCUCUGCUUGGUGAACAAGAGCAAAGUCAGUCAGCAGGUACUGAUAUAGUUCAUGGUAGAUGGUAUUUAUUAUAAAACUUAAUAAUAUACAUGGAAAAAUUUCUUGAAUGAGAUUGGCUUAGAGCAGUGCAGUUUUUAGUAAACACAGUAAAAAAAACAAGGAAACAUAAUGCAAAAAUAAGGAAAUAAAGUGCAAAGUUCUCAGAGAAUGAAAACCUGUGAACAAUCAGUGUUCUCCAGAAGCGCAGGCGACUGGUGGUUUCGCUGGCUACUCUUAUGACUCAAAACAGUAAAAAAAACUGUCUGUACCUUUUAUCUUGAAUUUUUCAGAAGGUCCUAAAAGAAACAAAAACAAUAGCUUGUCGUACAAAAAGCUCUUUGGUGUAUGACAAUUUGCCUUUUGCUAAUGGUAUUAUCGAUAUAUUUACUGAAUGAUUUUUGAUGAGACAUUGCCAAAUAAUAUUUUUUAAUUAUAAAAUAACUAAGAUAGUACAUGCAUUCUGAUUGGUUAAAAACCAAUAGUUUAUUGUGCUGGUAAUCUCAUAGUAAACUGAAACAUGCUUUAAAGUUAUUUUAUAAAAGUAAAAGACCACAUUUUCUAUGGAUUUACCAGCAUGAUAACUCACUUGGUUCUUGGGAGAACUCUGGAAAAGCUUGUAAAUAACGAGCAAAACUUCUCAGAUCUCUGGGCUUAAUGCCCCAAACCCCUCCCUUAGAUCACGGUACUCUCGCUUUAUCAGUGCUUGGUGUCAGGCACCAGUUUCUUUUGCUUUGGGAGCUGGCUACUCUAAAACUUCUGGAUAACACUGAACAAUAGAAAUAUAUAAGAACCAAUCAGCCUCAGGUGUCACAAUCUGCUUGCCCAACUUAUUAAGAUUAUAUCUUAUCUUCUUAGCCAUAGAAGAACAUGAAAGUGAAGUCCUCCAACUUGAAUGUAGCAUGGAAAGCUCUCUGCCAGGUGAACAAGAGCAAAGUGAUUCAGCAGGUACUGAUAUACCGGUAGUUGUUUAUGGUAGAUGGUAUUUUAUUUUGAAAGUUAAUAAUAUACAUGAAAAAAUUUCUCUGUGAAUUUGAUUGGCAUAGAGCAAUGUACUUUUUAGUAAACACAAUGCAAAAACAAGGAAACAUAAUGCAAAUUUAUCAGAGAAUGAAAAACUGUGAUUGGGCCAAUAAACAAUAGAAAUUUAUCAGAACUAAUUAAGUGCCACAAUUUGCUGGUGGGAAGCAUGUAUACUUUUAAAACUUCCCCCUUUUUGGUGUAAUUAAUUAUGCCCUGUUGUCUUACCUAAGUAAUCUUUCCUUUUUCUUGUAACACUUUUUUUCUCAAUAUUUUAUUUUAUGAAUUUACCUGAUUAUUUUUAUUUAUUUAUUCAUUGUGGGUUGUUUUUUUUUUUUCAUUUUUGUAACCAAGAUUUUGAAAUUAAUAAAGGUGUGGGUGGGCGUGUGUGUGUAACAAAUAAGAAUGUUAAAACUUUCAUAUAUAUAUUUUUUACAUGGACUCAAAAGAGCAGCUAUAUAAUCAGUGAUUUUGUUACCUCUGCAUUCUAUCUAUGUUCCUGACACAUAAAAAUCGCCAAAGACAUAAAAUAAUUCAUGGAUAUAUCGAUCUGAACGUGUGUAUUUGUAGAAAUAUCCCGUACGUGUAAUUUCUGUGGCAGUUAUGGUUGUUGUUUAGUGAUGCAUAUUUGUUUUAGCCUUUGUUGACUUCUGCUUUAAAAUAGAAGAACUAUAUUUUCAUUUCAGUAUACUAUAAUACAGAGUUUUGGAGUGUGUCUUCAGAUUAACUGUCUGUGGCUGGUACAUAAAGGCCCAAACAUUUUCCAUUUUGGACUCAUUUUUUUUUAACUGGGACUCAUUGGUUCUGGACUGGGACUCAUGAUUUCUCACAAGAUGAGUCCCAGAAUUCAUCAUAUUUAUUUGUAACAAAAACACUGUAUAAUUCAUUGAUUAGACCUUUUGUCAUGUAAUUCAAGUGUUGUUGUUGUGGUAAACAUGACAAGUCAUCAUGUCCGUACUUAAUUCUCCAUGACUGGAUUGUAGGAUUUUUGUUCUGUUUGUAUUUGAUCGUGCAUUAUUAUUAUGGGAAAACUUACCUUAGGGUUGCAUUACUUUGACUAGGACAAAGUUAAAAUACAUUGAAUUCUCAUAGAGAUAAUUAUUUUUGGAUUAUAAUAAUGAGUUCAUUGGUUGGGUCACUCCCAUUAUAUUUGAUGACUGGUUUAUGAAAUAUCAGCACUUAGAAAAUGAUUGUCAAGGUUGUUGUAUUAUCCGAAGUUUCAAAAGUAGAAAUAUUGUGUAUUUUCUAUUUGAAAUCAGGUUUUGAGAACACUUCCACAGAUACAGCUUUAUAAUAGUAAUUCUUGUACAGUUAUACAAGCAUGCAGUACUAGGGUGCGAAAGAAAACGAGGUCAGUUUUGUGCUUGUCCUUGGGAAGGCUGUAGCUUGCAUCUGUUAGCCCAAGAAUCACAACUCUAUUAUCCCUCAGGCAAGAUAAAAAAUAGAAUCCACUAGCCCCAUAGCUUAUAUGAAUUGUGUAGUUGGUUAAUACAAAUAAUUCAUUUACUAGGAGAAGAGUUGGAACAACGCACUCCUGCAGUAGAAAAUGGCCCAAUUGAGGGAGCAAGCAAUGUGCAGGAAACACAGCAACCUCUUCCAGAAGUAAAUAAUAGUAGCCACUUAGAAGAUGACCGCCUAAUUGCUAGAGCAAGGGCAGUUGGUGUGGACUAUGAGUUUCCAAAGCCUGGUGAAGUGGAAACGGAGGAUGACAGAAGAAAGAUUUUAUUUACUUGA